Coccomyxa subellipsoidea C-169 is the source of this 774-nucleotide messenger RNA. RefSeq lists its product as hypothetical. Bases 1 to 774 code for a protein of 257 amino acids. The record is from RefSeq and is a predicted model, not a curated record. The transcript is spliced from 5 exons. Lineage: Eukaryota; Viridiplantae; Chlorophyta; Trebouxiophyceae; Coccomyxaceae. Gene Ontology annotation, cellular component: nucleoplasm.
AUGGCCAAGGUCGUCCGGGGGCGGGAGGCUCCCCUAGCGGAAGCUGUCAUGGCGUGGCUGGAAAACUUUGCGAAUCUGAUGAUCACCGGAGCGAUCUGUACAUACGCAGUGUAUGAUUUCUUCAGGGAUUACAAUGGACAGCAGCAGCGCCAGGGGAGUGAAGCCAGCAGCAGCAGCAGCACCAGCCGGAUCCAGACCACUGUCAGCAACCAAGGGUGGACAACAGUGCAGCACACAGGCCCAGGGUGGCAGUCCACAGUGUACACGUUCGGAGACAGCAGCCCUCCAGGCGUACUGACCCUGCACAAUCUGUUGGGGCCCAGUGGUGAACCCCAGGCCUUUGGCAAUGACGGGGAGGGCCCAUCGGAUCUGCUGCGGCUGCUGCAACACCUGCAGCAGGACCUAAAUUCCCCACAGCUGCAACUGGCUGGAGCAGGAGCGCGCGACUUCACUGAGGCGGACUAUGAGAUGCUGUCAGCGCUGGACCAGGGGAGCAACAGGAGGCGGACGCCCGUGACUGAAGCUGAUGUGGCGGCGCUGCCGACACACAUCCACUGUGCUGCUGCAGAGGGUGUCAAGGGAGCAGAGGAGGGGGAGGAAGUGUGCAGCAUCUGCUUGGACGGCUUUGUGCCGCGGCAGGAGGUGAAGACGCUGCCCUGCAUGCACCACUACCACACAGGGUGCAUCGAGGAAUGGCUGGUGCAGCAGGGGCGCUCUGUGUGCUGUCCUGUCUGCAAGACACCCGUCUUCCAAGGUCAGACUGCUCCAUGGUAG